Molecule: messenger RNA, 1513 nt
Organism: Striga asiatica
Lineage: Eukaryota; Viridiplantae; Streptophyta; Magnoliopsida; Lamiales; Orobanchaceae
Source: the annotation of a GenBank genome assembly
CAUUAGUCAACUCUUGAACAGCAAUAAUAAUUAUACUAUAAAUUCGAUUUAUUUCUCCGAGCACCACCACAGGCCGCCGGCAGCCACCGCCUCACCAAUAUAAAUAGCAAAAUCCCACCACACUCAUAUGCACACUCCUCCCGGCCGCCCGCCGCCAUCCAUGGGCUGGGGGAACGUGUUCUUCACCCUGGUGGUCACCUUCUCGGCGGCGCUCAUCACUUACAACAUCAUCAUAUCCGCCAACGCCUCCCUCAAGGGGGACUUCCCCGGCCCCUCCUCGUCGGAGAAAUCGGCUCCAUCCUCCCCCUCCACGGUGGACCGCAUCAUUCGAUUGCCGCGCUCCGCCGGCGGGAAGAAGAGGCUCUUCCACACCGCCGUCACCGCCUCCGACUCGAUCUACAACACGUGGCAGUGCCGGGUGAUGUACUACUGGUUCAAGAAGCAGAAGGCCAUGAAUCCCGACUCCGAGAUGGGGGGUUUCACUAGGGUUCUGCACUCCGGGAAGCCGGACGGAUUCAUGGACGAGAUCCCCACCUUCGUCGCUCAGCCCCUGCCAGAUGGGAUGGACCAGGGGUACAUAGUCCUGAACAGACCAUGGGCAUUUGUGCAGUGGCUUCAGCAAGCCAAGAUUGAGGAAGACUACAUAUUCAUGUCUGAGCCAGACCACAUUCUGGUCAAGCCCAUCCCAAAUUUAUCCAGAGAUGGGCUGGGAGCUGCAUUCCCUUUCUUCUACAUUGAGCCUAAGAAAUAUGAAAAUGUGCUGCGAAAAUUCUUCCCCGAGGAAGAUGGGCCGAUAACUAAAAUUGAUCCCAUUGGAAAUUCUCCUGUGAUUGUGGGGAAGGAUGCUUUGAAAAAGAUAGCUCCCACUUGGAUGAACGUUUCUUUGGCUAUGAAGAAGGAUCCUGAGGCAGAUAAAGCUUUUGGAUGGGUUCUUGAGAUGUAUGGGUAUGCAGUUGCAUCAGCAUUACAGGGUGUGAGUAACAUCUUGCACAAGGAAUUCAUGAUUCAGCCUCCGUGGGACACGACAACCCGCGAGACCUACAUAAUUCAUUAUACUUAUGGAUGUGACUAUGAUUUGCAGGGUAAGAUGACUUACGGAAAAAUUGGAGAGUGGAGAUUUGACAAAAGAACAUAUAGCAAUAGCUGGCCUCCGAAAAAUCUUUCUUUGCCGCCUCCUGGUGUUCCAGAAAGUGUGGUUACACUGGUGAAGAUGGUGAAUGAGGCGACUGCCAAUAUUCCAAACUGGGGUUCCUAAAAUUCUAAUCCCAGUUUUCCCUGUAAACAAUUGUGCCAGUUUUAACUCGCUACUUUAGACCAACAAGAAUAGGACCUUAUUCCUCGCAUGAGCUGAAAGCAAGCUGCCUUUGAGUUUUUUCGGGCUCAAAUUCUGUUGUUUAAUUUGUAUUUGGAAUUCUCUGUGCUAGUUAUUACUAUACAUAUCAAUGGGGGAUGGUUGGGUGGGAUUUUGUAAAUCAUGAAGAGAAUAACACCAUCCUCUUUCNCUUUCUAGUUU